CUUCCAGUCCUAGUAUUCUGGCCUCCUCCGAGGAGUUCCAGGAAGAACGCCCCGCACGACUUUGAGUGGCUCUGAAUGUAUUAGCUCAUGUUACUCCCUUACUCCCUGUCUCGACUCUGCACCUGUCUCUCCCUAGCCUAGUUGACUGCCUCCAUCCCACCCAUCCUCCCCUCCCUGCGUCUCCCUUCAAUCCACACAAUCUCCAACUAUCCACAACUAUUCUUCUUCUAUCCUCGACGUUUCCAAAACUGCCACCAGUCAAUCCUAUCCAUCACAAUGUCCAAAUUCCGCUCGCAACGCAAGAAAAACGCCCGCUCUAUCGCUUCAGAAGACCCGUGGAGGGUCGAUACCCCCUUCGGCCCUCCACGGACGUCCUCCUUCCCCGGUGGUGGCAUUCAACGAAUCCGCAAUACACUUUCCAGGCUGUCACCCUCCGCUAGAGCAGAGAGAGAACUCUUGAAACAGAAGAGCCAAUACAAAAUCCCCUUGACGGAAAGGAAUAUCGACACCCUGGUCACCAACCAGCUCUUCUCCGAUUCGUUUAAACCAGAACGGCGCACGGAGCUGCAAAUAUCCGCCUGGCUUGAGAGACUGGCAUAUUAAUCAAAUUGACUUUUACCGAUGACAUACUCGUCUCUUCUGACCGAGAACUACCCCGCCCAUGUCUCGUCCUCCCUGUCGACACCGAGUACUGCUCUGGUUCGAGCACCGUCAGAUCAAUCUGAAAAUGGCUCAUUAAACGCAAGAUAAUUCUUAUCCCUUCGGUUUGGACUGGAAACAAGUGACUUUCAUUGCUCUCUUGGCGUCGACGCCGUCGCCCGAUAUACUGCGCCAAGUAUGCAAGUCUAUGCCCCCUGCCACAACGCAACAGCGACAACCUGGC
Aspergillus novofumigatus IBT 16806 is the source of this 883-nucleotide messenger RNA. RefSeq lists its product as uncharacterized. The record is from RefSeq and is a predicted model, not a curated record. NCBI's taxonomy places the organism in Eukaryota, Fungi, Ascomycota, Eurotiomycetes, Eurotiales, Aspergillaceae. The coding region runs from base 277 to 603 and encodes 108 amino acids. The transcript is spliced from 2 exons.